This is a messenger RNA of Diatraea saccharalis (sugarcane borer), 975 nucleotides long. The record is from the annotation of a GenBank genome assembly. NCBI's taxonomy places the organism in Eukaryota, Metazoa, Arthropoda, Insecta, Lepidoptera, Crambidae.
AUGGAAUGGUUCAGCGACAGCAGCCGGCGCCAGGGAGUCUGGUGCAUGGGGCGGCGCCCGCCGUUUCCCGGAGCGACGCCAGUCGAUCGCGAACCGCACACCGCUCACACUAUGAUGUAUCGUCACCACAUCAUAGCGUUCUACCUCUUCUACACUUUACAAAUAGUAUGUGCAAAAAUAAACGGUGGCCCUAGAGGGCGUUUUGUCAACAAUACUCAGAUAGCACCCACGAAUUAUCACGUGAACGCGCAUCAUACACAUUAUUCUUAUCAUCCCCCGAAUCACAUCGCGUUUAUUUGCAGAUAUUGUACGCAUCCAGCGUUCUAUCCUGUUUACAACAGUGCGCUACCUACUUACGUUUACAAAUUUCGAGAAUCGAAUGAUCGAUAUUCAGUUUUGCUAACGGGACUGUCCUUGUACAAUUUGGGAAGGUGUUGUGGACAAACGAACUCAAACAAUUACACUCCGCGCGCCGAAGAACAGUGUUCUAUUCAAAUUAUCGACAGAAGACACUUCGAGGAGGCGAGAUUUCCAUGCUUUAUUAUGUCGUCCUUCAUGGAGCACAACCAGUCAAAGUUUCACGAUGCACUUUCGUUGAAAAGUAAUGCUACUUUAAACGAUACUCGAACUACUGAGGCGCCUAUAACGUUUGACAUUGUGUCAGCCAACGUGGACGUUAAGCCAUUCAUAAGUAAAAAUAUGACUGAGCUAGUUGUUAGCCGUGAUCAGGACUGUGUGAUAUGGCACAAUAUGACGAUGACGAAAGAGAGACAUACCUUGUCUUGUUCCUUAUUGAAGGAAUACGCUGAAACCAUGAGACCUGCCGGAGUUCCUGUGUAUAUAUGGAUGCCAUCGCUUUUGGCGGUAAUCGUUGGAAUCUACAUUUUCAGCUAUUGCUGUUGUAGAAAACAAAAGGACAAGAAAGAAGGUGUACCUCUGAAUCCAAAUAGUGUAUACAGAUACUGCUCAAAUUAA